CGGCAAUUGAGCAUUCAAAGUGACCGCUCUUGUUUUCACAAAUUUUGUUCUUUUGGGAAUUGCGCAUUCCUGCAGAUUCUUCGUUUCUCUGAUCCGCCAUGCUGUCGUGUCUGCGAAAGUUCGUGCCAUUUGGUCAGGUGUACAUUGGCAGGAACGAUCAGCGUGUCAGUCUCGGCAAUUCUGAAGUUUUGGACUUUCAACGAUUAAGCCAUGGUGUGAUUCACGAACCAUCGCGCUUCGUCGACGAGACCAUGUCAGCAGAUUAUGUGCUGAUUCCGACAGAUACUCGGUCGAUGACGAAUAUAACGCAACGGAUCGACGAACGUCCAGUGUCUCAUGCAGCAGCUAUACCACGACAUCAGUCGGUUGAAACAUCUACCGCGGCCCUUGAAGAUGAACUUUAUGUGAUGGGAUCCACUGUAGUAUGGAGUCGAGAAGGCCACUUCGUUAAAGCAUUCCAAUACCAAGAUACAAAACAGCCGGUUCAGCUAGCAUUGUUCGCCUGGUUUCCUUCUUUCAGUCACAAAGCCGACGGUAGUGAACAACAGCCCACGAAUUCCGAGAACAAAUCAGGCAAUCCAUCCAGCAACCCUGCUUCAAACUCGUCGACGGCAUUGGGAGCAGGAGAAUCCCGUAAACGAAAACAUCCCCAAGACGAGGAAGAAUUAUGGUGGGAAAGUUCAACUUCAGGGAUCGAUCCUCUGACAGAGCACGUGUCAGAAGGGCAAUCAAGGGAACCUUUGCUGCGCAAAGCGUUGUGCAUCAUUUUUCAGGAUUUUAUGAAAAUUCAUUUUAUGGACGGUACCUUUUACGCUGUCAAUCUGCCGUUUGCAGUUCAACGUGCGUGUGCAAUGAACGUCGGAAUCAUCCUCGAAAAGAAAUAUCGUGAUAACAGUGAAAAUAUCCACUCUUCGUCGUUCUCUUCGCCCGCCUUUGCUAUCAUCGACCACCCCAUAGAAGAAGUGAAGUUUUUCGACCGGGAAAAGAACAGUGAGCUGCAUGACUCUAAUUCAGAACAUCAACUGGUCUAUGCUGGUGUCACUCCUGCAAAGGGCGAUCAAAUCACGCUGAUUGUCACCUACAACCGCGCGGAUCACACCCACUCCUUGUGGAAAUAUUUCACCAUUCAGGAACUUGUCCCUCAGUCCACGACCAAAAACCCUAGCAAAACCACAGGGUUAUCUCUGUCCCCGCCCAGAAAAACACGUCAAACCGCAGCAUCCCCUCUUUCAAGAUCGGAUCACAAUCGACGGGAACAUGCCGAACAAACACGUCCUACCUCCAGUAAAUCCUCAUCAUCCCGAUCGCCUGUAGCACGACGAAAUUCACUCGCUCACAUUCUGGAGAAAGGUUCAUCAGCUGGCGUACCUUCGCGGGAUGAGACAGAAGACGACCAAAAAGAAGAAGUUCUCGAAACCAAGUUGAUCUUACAAUUACUGUGGCGAGAAAAUCCACCCAAGAUCACCACGCAGUCAACCGAAUUUAAGCAAUCGUUUUCUUUCAUUGCACACGAUCAUGAAGGCCACGAAAAGCUCUACCUCAUGAAUUAUAUGCGAAAUACCUUGACGUGCGUGGAUUUACACGUCUUGACAGCUCCAGGACGCGGAGGUUUGGCUCAGGGAAAGAGAAGAUCGAUCUCGGAGACGAUACCAGCGAAAGCUGCUGUGCCUCUCUUUGCCACUCGUCAAGAUCAUGCCGAUAUCCUCGUUUUACAAGACAGUCACCGCCUGAGCUUAUAUAUCGAUCUGAAACAUGCUCCUAUUGACAUUCAUCUUCCCGCAUCACCUUUUACAUAUCCAUUGCUAUCUUCAUCAUUCUCAACUGCGCAUUCAUCAUCUACAUCAUCAUCUUCUUCUGCUACAACAUCGGUUUAUCCUCUUCGAGAAAACACCAUUAUUCUAUUGAAAGAUCCUGUUUUCGACAAGGUCAAUAUCGUAUUCGCGCCAAACGCCACCUUUCGAUUCACAGCCGAUUUUCGACCUCGCACCAUCCUUGUACGAGACUGUCUAGCUGGUUUAACCUGUGUUUUAGACCCAAACGCGUUCCACGCAUUGAAGUCUCGCUUCACCCGUUUCUGCUACCAGCAUUCCUGGCCCCGGCUAGCCAACAAGUCGCGAUAUAAUGUCGAAUGGAACUCUUUCGCUGUCACUUUGCUCUCCUUUCUACCAAUCCAGCUAACCCAAGCAAGAUCCCCGCGAACAGCUUAUGAAAAUUUAAUCUCCAAUUGCACUUCCCAGACAAAGUUGCCGCAGCAAUUACACAGAAGAACACACAACGCACAAAUGCCAUCAUCCCACGAUAUCAAUUUCACCACAUGGAUUCAGCAAGCGCUUGCUUUGAGGCAGACAGAACAACGAGGACAGGAUUGGCAACCGUCUCAAAUAGAUUCCGUGAUUCGAUGCUUGCACCUCCUUUUCGAAGAUUGCCGCAUUUGUUCAUUGAAACACCAUUACAUGCUAUCGAUUGGGCGUCUUUUGGCAGGAUUAUCGUGCAUGACACAACAAAUGACGCGGUUGUCGUACUAUCGAUCGCACGGGAUUCAGUUGGAUGAAUCAUCACCAUAUUAUGGAAUUAUCAACUACCCACAUGCAGAGAGCGGGGUAGUCGAUGAAAAGUCAAAGGUCUUAUUAUACAAUAUCGAAGUGUGGCUGCAAUAUAUCUCACCUGAAGCGGAGGUUCGUCCCCAGCUGGACAAUGUAUUCGCAAUGGAGCACACCGAACCGUCCAAGGGUAUAGGAUACCACACCUACGGUCGCACUGUAAAGAUGGUGUGGCAACUGUACGAGCACUAUGCUAAAUAUGCCAGCGAUCCGGGUCAAGUGAUCCGUUACAUGCUUCUGACUGGAUACACGCGCGAUGACCUUGACAAUUUGAAAUCCACCAUUGCUGCUCCGUUGCUUGAGGUGUUGGACCAUUUUAAAUGGAAUCCUCCAAUGCAUUGGUCAAAGUCUGCCUACUUGCUCAUAGGUCGUGAGGAUAUUGCUGAACAGUUGAAUUUGGUCGACACCGUGCGCGAUCCGAAUACCAACAAGUUCAGAUUUUCAACGGGAACGAGUGACAAGAAAUUGGAUAUGCAUCAGCUCAUGGGCCGAUGUCGUUCCACCAAAUCGCGACGCCACAAGAGUUAUCAUUCAGAUCAGACAGUUCCUCUCAAUGUAGACACUGAAAAGUUGCGCUUUGGGUUCACGAAUGUCAUUGGAACCGUACGAAAAAGUCUGGAUGCUUCUUUUACACCCGAGUACACCAUUCCUAUGAACCUCGAAUUGGAUGAUGCUCAACAAUCGGCGGAACAUCAGGCCCACGUCGAAAAUCUGGUGCAAAGAACGCUAGCGUUGGCCAUGGGUCGAGGGAUAUUUGCGUAUGGGUCUUUGAAGGCGGACGUGACCAAAGGAAUUCCUUUGGAGCCCAUCAGUUUAUCUGGAAAAUUGCUACCUUUACGCACAGUCGUGACGUUAGAUGAACGGUCUUUCAAUCCUAAUUAUUUCGUUUGGAGUCGGUUCCAUAACGGCGUGGCUGCUGGUUUGGCGAUAUCACCUAGCAGUCAGAUCGAUGCUUCCUGGAUCCUUUACUGUUGCCCGGACGAUUCCGAAGCCCAUCACGGCGGUUUUCUGCUCGCUUUGGGACUCAACGGUUUCCUUCGACGACUGCCAGUGGUUAGUUGGUUUCGCUAUAUGACGCAGUCCAAUUCUUUGGUGCUCGUAGGAUUUAUUCUCGGACUAGCCACGGCCUAUCGAGGCUCGAAAAACCAGCCCGCUGUGAAGCUUCUUUCCGUCUACAUUCGGUCGAUUCUUCCUUCUAGCCACGGCAAGCAUCGUGGAUUAACCAAAAACUCGGAAGCGGCAGCAUUAGUUGGUAUGGGGCUUCUUUACUACGAAACAUGUGAUCGAUAUAUGGCCGGUAUCAUGAUGGACGAGCUGAAGAGUUAUGCCAGUACGGAUUCGUCGGAGGCCAGUCCCGAUUUCGAAGGUUGCGCUCUUGCGGCCGGGUAUGGUCUCGGACUCAUUGCUCUGGGCAAAGGAGACACGGCGACAAGCUUAGCGGAUCUGAAAAUCAGGGAGAAACUCUACUAUUUGAUGAACGGAGUCUCAGCAGUACCUAUAGAACGUCAAAAAAGCACAUUCAUCCAAGACGGGAUAGUGAAUCUGGAUGUCACCGCUCCAGGAGCUACCAUGGCUUUGGCACUCAUAUAUUUGAAGACUGAAAAUGCGCGCGUUGCGGAACAAAUCGAUCUGUUACCCUCCCGUCCUUACCUCAAUUUCAUCCGACCCGAUUUGUUACUAUUGCGCGUGGUGGCAAAGAGUUUGAUUAUGUGGGGCAGUAUUCAGCCUGCCGACGAAUAUAUCUACAGCCAUCUGCCUGCUUUUCUUCGAAGCGAUACCAGUGAUCCAAGCGAUUGGGAUUACGAAAUGGGCAAACAAGCAAAAUACAACAUCAUUGCCGGUGCGUGUCUAUGCAUCGGUUUACGCUAUGCUGGAACAAAGGACGAACAAGCAUUCAAUUGUCUCUUGUCCCACUUGGACGAAUUUAUGCGACUAUCCAAUAUCACAGCCAUUUCAUUUCAGCAGAAUAUCACUAAAAGUGCCGUGAAGGCGUGUGUUGAUGUGACGACGACGGCUGCCGCAAUGGUGAUGGCAGGAACGGGCAAUCGAGAACUAUUGGAUCGGCUUCUUGUUCUACGAAAUCGCAUCAGCAAGGACGUCAGUUACGGCAAUCAUAUGUCUACUCACAUGGCGAUGGGGUUAUUAUUUGCCGGUCUGGGUGGCUACACGCUAAAGACGGACAAUGAAGCGAUCGCAGGAUUGUUGCUGGCUUUCUAUCCUUUCUAUCCAACUUCGCCCAUGGAUAAUCGAUACCAUCUGCAAGCGUUUCGACAUUUCUGGACGUUUGCUGUGGAUGCACGAUGGCUUAUACCGUUUGACAUAAAAGAUCGUCGACCGUGCAGCAUCCCGUUGUGGUUAUCCAUGUAUGAAGACCCAGUGCCACCUUCAGGUCGCCGACGACUGCAAGACUAUCGCAUCAUUGCGCCUACGGUGGUUCCCAGCUAUAGUCAAAUCAAAUCGAUUCGUAUCGACAGUACUCGCCACUGGCCACUUCAAGUUGAUAUGACCAACGGAGACUAUCGCGACUCAAUUAUUCGGUCUGGCCUACUUUGCGUCCAAAAAAAGGAUGAACAUGACCAACGGCCAAUGUAAAAGGAGAGUUCAUUAACUAAGCUUCGAAUGCAAAAAAAAGUUUAUUGUAUAUAGCAUGCAAACUAUGCGAAAAUAGAUAAAAAGUAU
Messenger RNA from Radiomyces spectabilis, 5279 nucleotides. RefSeq lists its product as uncharacterized. NCBI's taxonomy places the organism in Eukaryota, Fungi, Mucoromycota, Mucoromycetes, Mucorales, Radiomycetaceae. Gene Ontology annotation, biological process: protein K11-linked ubiquitination; metaphase/anaphase transition of mitotic cell cycle; anaphase-promoting complex-dependent catabolic process. The transcript has 7 exons. The record is from RefSeq and is a predicted model, not a curated record. Gene Ontology annotation, molecular function: molecular adaptor activity. Bases 99 to 5192 code for a protein of 1697 amino acids. Gene Ontology annotation, cellular component: anaphase-promoting complex.